This is a messenger RNA of Schistosoma intercalatum, 980 nucleotides long. The record is from the annotation of a GenBank genome assembly. Lineage: Eukaryota; Metazoa; Platyhelminthes; Trematoda; Strigeidida; Schistosomatidae.
GAGAAAUGCGACAAUUGGAUUAUAUUUCCCAAUUUUCGACCAACAUACAGUUUAUAAAAGGUGAGUCAAAUGUUGUUGCGGAUACUUUGUCACGUUUCAAUGUCGAUGCAAUUUCCUCCACCAAAGGAAUCGAUUUAUUAGACAUGGCACGUUUGCAGACAGAUGAUCCUGACCUUGAUGCUUGUAAACAAAGUUCGAGCUUGUCCUUAAAAAGUGUUCCUAUACCGCAUUCUGACUCUACUAUCAUUUGUGAUACUUCUACUGGAACUCACAGACCUUUUGUGCCAAUAGUGUACAGAAAAAGAGUUUUUGAUUGUCUUCACUCACUAUCCCAUCCAGGGAUUCGUGCUACUGUGAAACUGAUCGCUGAAAGAUUUGUUUGGCCAAAGAUGAAUGCAAAUAUAAAAAAAUGGACCAGGACUUGUGUACAGUGUCAGCGCAGUAAAAUACAUAGACAUACGAUUACAACACCGUCAGCAUUUAGUCUACCCGAACAUCGUUUUCAACAUGUUCAUGUUGAUUUAGUUGGUCCUCUUCCUCCAUCUAACGGAUUCACGUACAUUUUUACUGCAGUGUACCGUUUUACUAGAUGGCCAAUUGCAUGCCCAAUAAAAGAUAUCUCCGCGGAAAAUGUUGCUGCUGUAUUCCUCGAUAGAUGGAUCGCUAAUUUUGGUGUACCUUCUACAGUUACUUCUGACAGAGGUUCACAGUUCCAAUCUCACCUCUUCAAUGAAUUUACCCGCAUUUUAGGAAUCCAUCACAUCACUACAACAGCAUACCAUCCAGCAGCGAAUGGACUAGUGGAACGAUUCCACAGACAACUAAAAAGCUCAUUGAUGGUACAGCCUGAUGUUUCUAGAUGGAGUGAAUCUCUACCUCUUAUUUUACUAAGUAUACGCUCCACAAUUAAAGAAGACCUACAAUGUACUCCGGCACAGCUCGUCUAUGGAGCUAAUUUAACCUUACCGGGGCAGCUAGUG